CCACCUCCUCGGCCGCCCUCCGCCCCUUCUUCCUCCUCUUUCUCCCGUUUCUCCCGAAGUUUCAGCUCCACCUCCCGAUCCUCUAAGGUUUGGACAAAUGGGGGAUCUGGCUGAGAUCUUUUUGACAACUUCUUACGCCAGCUAUGUGUGUGUGCCCAUGUCUAGUAAAAGAAGUUGGAUUGAAUGAAGCUGGACCAGUUCUAAAAAUAUAGGAUUAUAAUUGGCAAUAGCUUAGACGUAACAACAAUUGACUUUGCCACCUAGAAAAGGACGGACUUUUUUUUUAUGCCACUACGUGUUUGCUUCACAUGGAGUAUAUUAGAUGUGGGCAAGAUGCAGUUAGUUUUUCAUAUUGAAAUGCUAAUUUGCUAGAAUUGGUUAGUAGUAGCAAUUGCCACUACUAAUGAAAUGUUUUUUUUGUUCCAGUCAAAGAUUGUCACGUGGCCCAAUUAAAAAUCGUCACGUCAUUAAAUAAAAGAUCCACAAGUUUUGCCGUUAAUCGCGGGGUAUUUUUGUUAAUAGAAUUAACUUCGUGUGUUUUUUUGAACGGAUAAAUGGGCGGAGUGUAUUUUUUUGAACGGAUAGAUAGACGGAGGGUAUUUAUAAACCAUUUAGCAAACGAUAGGGAUAGUUUGACCCUUUUCAGAUAUUUCAUUAGUUUUGUCAGUACUUGGUUUAGGUAACUAGAUGUCCUCAUGUAUAUUUUAUUGGAGUAUAUUUUAUCGAAAAGUCCUUACUGCUUAAACAAAUGACUUCAUUUUGAUCGAUAUUUCAUAAAGUUAAUACUUAUAUACCUAAUGAUUCCAAAAGCUUAUUUCAUCAAUGAUUUAAGUUAUUGAAUGAGUCGGUAACUGGGUCCGAGUGACUUAUCUAUUCCCGGAAAAAAGCCCAAAGGUUCCAGAACCUUUUUAUUAUUGAAAAUACUUACCGUGAAUGUACAGUCGAAGCAGUUUUACUGUUUUAACCAUGAAUGUCACACUGGGGGCAAAGGUUGCAACGAACAUGUGCCAUUUGCCUUGGGAGUAUGAAACCUGGGAAUGGUCAGGCCAUAUUCACUGCUGAAUGCUCCCACUCCUUCCACUUCAGCUGCAUUGCCAACAGUGUUAAGCAUGGAAACUACCUCUGCCCUAUCUGCAGAUGCAAAUGGAAAGAGAUUCCUCUCAUGUCGUCCUUCAGUACUGAUGCAACCAUUAACAGUGCAGGACGGACUCGUGUCUCUCCACUUGAAGAUCAUUACCCUGACAAUGUUUCUCGUGUUCCACCACCGGUAUCUCUCCCCCUUCCUGAGCCCCUUCACUUCUCUGAUGAUGAACCUCUUCCCAGCAUUACCGUGGACCAGACCUCCUCCCCUUCCACUGUUCAUUCAGAGAGUGUAGUCUUGAGAGCUUUUCCAGAAUAUUCUGCAGUUGCGGCUUCCGAAGCUGUGUCAAGAUUUGCUGUUCUUGUUGGAGUAAGGGCACCCCCACUUGCUGAUGAUGCUCGGCACCGAGAGCGUGCGCGUAUUGACCUAGUCACAGUUCUAGAUGUUAGUGGCAGCAUGGCUGGAUCAAAAUUGUCACUCCUGAAGCAAGCAGUUUGUUUUGUCAUAGAUAACUUGGGGCCUUCUGACCGUCUAGCUAUUGUUACGUUUUCAUCCGGAGCUCAAAGAAACUUUCCCUUGCGAAGGAUGACAGAGCAAGGGCGUCGAGAGGCUGCACAGGCUGUCAAUGCCAUUUCAGCAAAUGGUGGGACAAAUAUCGUGGAAGGGCUCAAAAAGGGGGUCCGAGUUCUUGAAGAAAGGCGUGAAAGGAAUCCAGUUGCUAGCAUUGUUCUCUUGUCAGAUGGGAGAGACACCUAUAACGGGGAUAAUGCCAACCAACGGCAUAGUCCUAGGAACCGCAGAUCCUCAAAUGCAACAUCAGGCCCAGAAUAUCUGAAUCUAUUGCCUUCUUCCAUUUGUCCUCGCAAUAGAGAAGCACUAGCAGCAGACCAGCUUCCAACUUUUCAUGUGCAUACAUUUGGGUUUGGUUUAGACCAUGAUUCCUCUGCUAUGCAUGCUAUCUUAGAUGCAUCAGGUGGUACAUUUUCAUUCAUUGAGACUGUUGGUACUGUCCAAGAUGCCUUUGCAAUGUGUAUUGGUGGUCUCCUCAGUGUUGUAGCCCAGGAGCUAAAACUUACUGUUAGGUCAGCAUCUCGUGGAGUGGAUAUUGGAUCCAUCCCUUCAGGAAGAUAUACAAGUGAAAUUUCUGUACAGGGAAAGCAAGGUGUAAUAAACAUUGGGAACCUGUAUGCAGAUGAGGAAAAAGAAUUCCUUGUCUACUUGUCUGUUCCCUCAGCUGAAAUUGAAGGAAGCGCAACAAAGACAUCUCUGUUGCAAAUUACAUGUGGUUACAAAAAUGCCACAUCCGAAGAGAUGGUCAGUGUGGAGGGUGAGACAGUUGAGAUACGUAGGCCACCAGUACUGUCUCCUACAGAUGUGCUAGUAAGUCGUGAGGUUGAUAGACAGAUAAACAGGCUGGCGGUAGCAGAAACCAUUGCAGAGGCACAACAGAUGGCAGAAAUGGGAAAUCUUGAGGGUGCUCAAGCUGUUCUAGCUAAUAGAAGAUCCUCUCUUCUAUCUUCUGUAUCUGCGCAAGCAGGUGAUGCUCUUUGUAACUGGCUUGACACUGAACUCACCGAAAUCAGAGAGAGGAUGGCGAGCAGGGAACGCUAUGAACAAACAGGACGAGCCUAUGUUCUCUCGGGUUUGAGCUCACAUUCUUGGCAAAGAGCCACAACUAGAGGAGACACAACAACACAAAUAAUAUCGCAAGGUGGUAGCUCAAGCAAUAGUGGCGCCAUUGGCUAUGAGACUCCAUCUAUGAUCAACAUGGUCUCAAAGUCACAGAACCUAAGUCUUGCCAAUCGUGUUGAACAAGUUCCUCGUCCCAACAAGACAUGCAACUUAACUCCAAGAUCUUAGUAAACAUUUCUAACCCCAUUCGUUCUCAGCGUGAUAGGCAACUGAACAACAGCACUCUUCUCGUGAUAUAAUUCUGUGGUAUAUUUGACCCUACUAUACUUUUUUUUUUUGCUCCAUUUGUUUUUUCUUUUAGUUCUCCAUAGUUGAAUCAUUUUCAAAUUAGAUUCUUUUGGAUUGACGUCUCUACAUUUCGGAAUAAUAUGUUAGAGCUGAUAACCGUUUUUCUGCUGA
Messenger RNA from Nicotiana tabacum (common tobacco), 3172 nucleotides. RefSeq names its product E3 ubiquitin-protein ligase WAV3. The record is from RefSeq and is a predicted model, not a curated record. Lineage: Eukaryota; Viridiplantae; Streptophyta; Magnoliopsida; Solanales; Solanaceae.